Molecule: messenger RNA, 1748 nt
Organism: Echinops telfairi (small Madagascar hedgehog)
Lineage: Eukaryota; Metazoa; Chordata; Mammalia; Afrosoricida; Tenrecidae
Gene: SLC18B1
Product: solute carrier family 18 member B1
Exons: 14
Coding region: 1-1401 (466 amino acids)
Biological process (GO): transmembrane transport
Molecular function (GO): transmembrane transporter activity
Source: RefSeq, a predicted model, not a curated record
AUGCGGUUUGGAGUUAAUCCUUCAGGAAGUCGCUUCUUGACCAUCGCCGACUGCCUGCGAUGGUCGAGCACCGGUGAUGACUCUCCACAAACGGCAGCAGUGUCUUCCAGGUGGCUUUCAAGAGAACAACUUUGUACACUGGUAUCAGCAGCCUCCAUGAACUUGGGCUGCAGUAUGUCCUAUUCUAUUCUUGGGCCCUUCUUCCCCAAGGAGGCUGAAAAGAAGGGCGCUAGCAAUACAGUUAUUGGUAUGAUCUUUGGAUGUUAUGCUUUGUGUGACUUGCUGGCAUCUUUGGUAUUUGGAAAAUAUCUCGUACGUAUUGGAGCAAAAUUUAUGUUUGUGGCAGGAAUGUUUGUCUCAGGAGGAGUUACAAUCCUCUUUGGUGUGUUGGACCAAGUUCCCGACGGACCGACCUUUAUUGCCAUGUGCUUUCUGGUGAGAGUGGUCGAUGCCAUCAGCUUCUCGGCAGCCAUAACCGCAUCCUCCGCCAUCCUCGCGAAGGCCUUCCCAAACAACGUGGCGACCGUAAUGGGAAGUCUUGAGAUUUUUUCAGGACUCGGCCUAGUGCUCGGGCCUCCGUUAGGUGGCUUUUUGUAUCAAACUUUUGGUUAUGAGGUGCCUUUUAUUUUUCUGGGAGGCAUAGUUCUGCUGUUUGUUCCACUCAACAUGUAUAUUUUACCUAAUUAUGACGCUGAUCCUAGUGAGCAGUCAUUCUGGAAACUCAUCACUUUGCCCAAAGUGGCCCUGAUAGCCUUUGUCAUCAACUCGCUCAGCGCCGGCUUCGGCUUCCUGGACCCGACACUGUCUCUCUUUGUCUUGGAGAAGUUUAAUUUACCAGCUAGCUAUGUGGGACUCGUGUUCCUGGGCUUGGCGUUGUGCUAUGCUAUUUCUUCACCACUGUUGGGCCUUCUGAGUGAUAAAAUGCCAUAUCUAAGGAAAUGGUUUCUGGUCUUUGGAAACUUAAUCACAGCGGGGUGCUACGUGCUCUUAGGACCUGUCCCAAUCUUGCACAUUAAAAGUCAGCUCUGGCUGCUAGUACUGGUGCUGGUUAUCAACGGCAUCUCUGCUGGGAUGAGCAUAAUUCCAACUUUCCCGGAGAUUCUCAGCUGCGCACAUGAAAAUGGAUUUGAGGAAGGACUGAGCACUUUAGGACUGGUGUCUGGUCUCUUUGGCGCAUUGUGGUCCGUUGGUGCUUUUUUAGGACCUACCCUGGGAGGAUUUAUGUAUGAGAAAAUUGGCUUUGAGUGGGCAGCAGCGAUACAAGGCCUGUGGCCUCUGAUAAGUGGACUAUCAAUGGGCUUAUAUUAUCUACUGGAACACUCAAGGAGAAAAAGAUCUCUACCUCUUGGCAUUCCCAGCACAGAGGAGGAACGGACCACCCUCUUGUCUAAUGAAAUCUAAUCCUCUGAAUCCUGGAAUGAUAUGAGUCUGGGAUACAGAACCUUCUGAUGUUGUGCAUUACAGCUGGUUUUCAGAAUCUUAGGCAUCAGCUGCAUGGAUCAGACCCCAGGACCAUGCAACGUUCAGGACUAGGCACACUUCGGAUUACCCAUACUCUCAUCGUCAAAGCUGGCCUGGGGAACCCGCCUUAGUUGAAAAUUAAAUAUCAGAAGCACAGUGGAAAACCACACAAGGCUAUUGUUAAGUGGCUCAGCUUUUCCUUGAAGGUGUUGUUAUUGACUCCACUUGAUCGGCUGCUUCUUCUGUUUACCUUUUAUCCUAAGUGCACUGAUUCUGUAAAUGUACUU